AUGCACUCCACGAUACGGCAGGAGGCUGCUACUUCCCAAUGCAUCGCGCCGCUCGGCAUGGAGUCGGGCGCGAUCCCGGACGCGGAUAUCACGGCAAGCUCCACGUUCGACACGGGAAACGUUGGCCCCCACCUGGCACGGUUAAAAGCGGAGAAUCUCGGCGGCGCUUGGUGCCCCAAGAAUCAGAUCACCCAAGAAGCCCGAGAAUGGUUGGAGAUCGACCUUCACACGGUUCACUUGAUCACUGCUACCGCGACGCAAGGUCGGUUCGGGAACGGUCUCGGUGUCGAGUAUGCAGAGGCGUAUCUCCUCGAGUACUGGCGACCGCGUCUGGGCAAGUGGGUCCGAUACAGAGAUAUCAAAGGGAAAGAGGUAAUACAGGGUAACACGAACACGUAUUUGGAGUCGAAGCACGAGCUGGAGCCGCCUCUGUGGGCGAGCAAGAUCCGUUUUCUGCCCUACAGCCAUCACACGCGGACGGUUUGCAUGCGGGUCGAGCUCUACGGAUGUUACUGGAGCGGUAAGCUGUUUGCACUCUCCAAUUUUCGUUGAACUUGCCGCCGCUUA
Molecule: messenger RNA, 567 nt
Organism: Apis florea (little honeybee)
Lineage: Eukaryota; Metazoa; Arthropoda; Insecta; Hymenoptera; Apidae
Product: discoidin domain-containing receptor 2
Biological process (GO): protein phosphorylation; cell surface receptor protein tyrosine kinase signaling pathway; positive regulation of neuron projection development
Cellular component (GO): plasma membrane; signaling receptor complex
Molecular function (GO): protein tyrosine kinase collagen receptor activity; ATP binding; collagen binding
Source: RefSeq, a predicted model, not a curated record